Molecule: messenger RNA, 1870 nt
Organism: Entelurus aequoreus (snake pipefish)
Lineage: Eukaryota; Metazoa; Chordata; Actinopteri; Syngnathiformes; Syngnathidae
Product: activator of 90 kDa heat shock protein ATPase homolog 1-like
Exons: 11
Coding region: 383-1393 (336 amino acids)
Biological process (GO): positive regulation of ATP-dependent activity; protein folding
Cellular component (GO): cytosol
Molecular function (GO): ATPase activator activity; protein-folding chaperone binding
Source: RefSeq, a predicted model, not a curated record
AGUUAAGUACCAAUACUGAUGUGUCGUCCACAAACUUCAAAAUAUGAGAGCAGGGGUGUUUGGCAGUGCAGUCAUAGGUCAGUAGUGUGAAGAGGAGGGGGCCCAGCACACAUCCCUGGGGGGAGCCAGUGCUAAGGGUGAUGGCCAGAGGAGGAGACCGUGCCGUGGAUCCUGACAGUCUGUGGUCUGUUGGCGGAGGUGAAGUUCAAGAAGAGAAGGCGGACGUAGGAGUUCCUGCUUUACAGUUCAUCUCCCUCUGCAUUGGCCUUGGUAAGGCCAUGCUGAGAACACCCCUAUGGAAGCAUUGCGGCGAAAGACGCCCUGAAAUCCCUCCGCGUGUCUUCAAAGACACUGGAGGGAUGACUCUGUUCCGUGACGCCGAAUGGAGCGGUUUCCAGGCUUAUGGACAAAACACACACCCAUGGACUACAACACAGAUAUGCACACAAGGAAGACGGAACGGGAUGCCACAAGCUGGUCGUCGGACAAAUUGAAAAGCCUCCUUCUGGGGUUGUGCGUGGAGAACGAGGAGGGCUGCUGCGAGGUCUCCGAGGUCAGCAAGUUGGAAGGCGAGGCGUCGAUCAACAACCGCAAAGGGAAACUUAUUUUCUUCUACGAGUGGAACAUGAAGGCAACUUGGACCGGAAAGUCAAAAUCAGGAAUCAAAUACAAAGGGACCGUCGAGAUUCCCAACCUGUCCGACGAGAACGACAUGGAGGAUCUGGAUAUCGGCAUCUCACUCAACAAAGAUGAACCGGAGACGCCGCUGGUCCAGCUGAUGAAGUCCAAAGGAUCCGAGAAGAUCCGCAUGGCUCUAGGAAGCUAUGUGGACUAUCUAAAAACAGAGUUCACCCAGGGGAUGAUCCUGCCCACUGCGAACGGCAUGGUGCAGCUGCAGUCCACCUCGCAGUCCAAAGCCAAGGCGGACAAAACCCAGAUUUCAUCUUCAAGCAGCACUGUGGCGCCGGUCCACACGGGCGUGAAGAUCCCCACGUGCAAGUUCAGCAUUAGGGAGACGUUCCUCACGUCGCCCGCAGACCUCUACAGAGUCUUUGUCAACCAGGAGAUGACUCAAGCGUUCACACACGCUCCAGCGAUGGUGGACGCAGAGAAGGGCGGCAAAUUCCGUCUUCUCGAUGGAAAUGUUUUGGGGGAAUUCACUGAACUGGUACCUGACGAGAAGAUAGUGAUGAAGUGGAGGUACAACAAUUGGCCCUGCGAGCAUUACGCCACCGUCACGCUGCGCUUCGGGGACCGCAGCAGCGAGACGGAGCUGAAGGUGGACUGUCGAGGCGUCCCCGACAACGACGAGGAGCGUACGAAAGAGGGCUGGAAGAGAUACUACUUUGAAGCCAUCAAACAGACUUUUGGCUACGGGGCGCGGCUCUACUGAAAACUCUUUGGCUUUUAGAUCAUCCUCAUCAUCAUCAUCAUCAUCAUCCUCCACGAGGCUCAUCUGUGUGCAAAUGUUUUCAUAUUUAAUUCCCAAGUCUGUUUUUAGUUGCCUCUCUUCAGUAUUCGGUCCAAUUUAAAAGGAGCAAGUGGGCGGAGCCUAUGUGAGAAGAACCACUAAUUGGCCUCGACAGCGAUGUUAUUGCAGAACUGAAAAACUAAAUAAAAAUGUUGGUUUGCCGUUAAUUUCACAAACUGCUGCGAAACUGAAUGUUGAUUUUUUUUACUCCAGGAUGCAACUGUAGCGCCGAUGCAUGCACGACAGCACCUGCGCAUCCGCCCUUUCAUGCAAGCAUCUCACCAAGCUCCUCCCAGCUGGUCAGCGUCCUGCACAAAUGUCUCUUCUCUAGGUUUUAGCGAUCCUAUUUAUAUCCCCGUGUAAAAAGUCACCUUUAUUGGAAUAAAAGACAUCACCGCG